Clonostachys rhizophaga is the source of this 2799-nucleotide messenger RNA. The record is from the annotation of a GenBank genome assembly. NCBI's taxonomy places the organism in Eukaryota, Fungi, Ascomycota, Sordariomycetes, Hypocreales, Bionectriaceae.
AUGGAUGCGCUGCACUGCCGCUGCCUGCUAUGCGGGUACGAAAUCCUCUCGGGUAUUCUUGGAAGCAAAUUCAAGAGCACCUAUCGAGCUUUGUACGCCGCCACGGAUGAUUGGGACAGCCCGAAAUUGUCUUCGGUUGCAGACAUCAGUCAACUAACCCCCCGACGUAUCAAACAUGGUGUCCUUUUCAUACCACGGGAAGACGAGUUCGACAUCGAUGUAUCCGACCAUAUCUUCGAGGAAAGAUUCGUCAAAUACAGAGUCUCACCGACCGUAUCCUCCGAUUUUCCAAGUCUUCAUUUGUGGGGAUUUGCCAUUCAUGCCGACUGCUGGAGACUCUUGUGCGAGAUCGAUGACCAGAUGGGCGACCAAGAUCAUAUUCGGGCCUUAUUUGACUUAUGCACAUCACAACCCAAUGUGAGCUCAACCGUGGAUUGGCUUCACCAAUACGGCGGGCGCUUGAAGCGUAAUUAUUCAAACGCCUUUCAGUGGCCAGGAAAAGUCCGCUGCCCAGGUGUAACCUACACCCUUGAAGCUACCGGGGAUGUCUUGGAGGGAGUAAGCCCGAUUGAAAAUGAAUAUCUGCAACGCUUCAGAUUCACAGGAGAAUUCCCUCCGACAGAAGUUACAUCGCGAGUUGAUUCUCGCUUUAAUCCGUAUACUCAAUACAUUCGUCACAGGAGGGAAGACGAACAGCCACCUUAUACAGACCUACCCGACAACCCUGCACCUGCUCUGAGUCCCGGUCCACUCCUAAGGUUGCUGUCUCAAGACACUCGUGAUCCUUUUCAGCUUCUUCCAUACGAGCUACUGAUUGAUAUCCUUGUUUCGACACCAUCAAAUGAUAUCAAAAACCUUCGCCUGGCUUCAAAGACUUUUGCAACUUUAGACUUACCCGAACGCUUCUGGCGUUCAAGGUUCCUAAACGGCAACGAAUUCUCCUAUCUUUACUCAUUUGCGUCUUGCUGGCUCGAGCCGAAAACAUGGGCUGAGAAGUACGAGAAGGCUAUGCGGUAUCACAGAUGUCGCAAGGCCAUAAACGAAUACAAAGAGCCCGACGCAUAUAUGUUGCAUGCUCGCAAAAGGGUCUGGAAAUUGGGCGAAUACCUCAGCCGCCUGGUUGAACUCAGGCUUUCUUUCCAACGUUGCUGCCCUCAAGUGACAAGGAUCGCAAGCGGAGCUGGGCAUACGUACAGAGAAGGCGGGGGAUGGUUGAGUGCGCACAGUGACCUGGUUCCGUUCAACAUCGACCCUGAAGGCGGGAGAUGGCGGAGUGCGUACAGUGACCUGGUUUCGCUCGACAUCGAGACAGGCGGCUCCCGCCAGCUGUUUGAAGAUGCCAUAUCCAUCCCAACUGGAGAGGCUGUCAUUGAGGUGUCUGUAUCCCUUGUCUCUCUUCAUGGCGGUAAUUUUCUUUCUGGCCUUACCUUCGGUUCCAAGUAUCAGGUUGGGUAUGACAAUCACAGAAACAAGGAAUCAGCUACAUGGUCUGGCUCCAAAAGAGUCCCGGGGGCUAUCCGAGGUUUCCAUUUGGCUCUGGACUCCCACUCACUGAGGGGUAUUCGAAUCUACUGCGUUCCUGGUGGUCCUUCUGACUGGAUUGGCGAUCACGAAAACUUAGCCAAGCAGGUCAUAGUCCAUCCCGCCGGGCCGCUCCAAAAAGUGGAACUCGGCUUGAAUGCACUUCACGUUGUAUCUCUUUCUUUUUUCAACCAAGACUCGCAGGACAUUGUUUCCAUUUCCAAUCAAGACUCGCACGAUAUUGAUCAAGACUCGCAAGAUAUUGUUUCCAUUUCCAACCAAGACUCGCAGGAUGUUGUUUCCAUUUCCAACCAGGACUCGCAGGAUGUUGUUUCCAUUUCCAACCAGGACUCGCAGGAUGUUAUUUCCAUUUCCGACCAGGACUCCCAGGACAUGAACACAAACACAUCUAUAUCAGGCAACAUUGUGUUGAGCUUUUGGGCCCUGGCAGUUUCUAUUGCGGUUAAACUAUAUUCUCUUUUUCUCUCACGCACAUCAGGCAAAGAUCAUGGCAAAGACCACGGCAAAGACCACGGCAAAGACCAUGACAAAGGCCAUGGCAAAGAUCAUGGCAAAGAUCAUGGUGGUAGUGACACUUGGUUGCCAGGCAUCUGGUUCCCACAACUUCCCGACUCAUCACUGCGCAUGGUUGGUCUCGAAGAUCGGAGCCUGUGGAACGUAGAGUGGGAUGCUUUUCAAAGUUGUCUUUUUGGCGGGGUUGAUGGCCAGAAACUACCAGAACUCACGGAUAUCGUUUUCAGCACUACUAAAGCUGAGGAUUGGGCAAUCAGCUUGUCGAGACUCCACUCAUACACGAAUACCGAAUACACGAGAAUCAACUACAUCCAGUUUUCUUACACGUUUCCAGUCGAAGGGAGGGGAACCCGUAGGGCUCAAGGCCCCGAUCCAUACACUUUAGGUUCGGGAGCCUACUAUGACCAGCAGUGUAACGAUCGAACUGUCAUCACCAGAAGAUGUGGCAGAAGAUCCAAGACCAAAGUCACCCCGGAUCGCCGACGUGGAGAACACCUUAUUGGUGUGGAUGCCAUUUACUAUCGGGGUUUAGAGACAAUGUUGAGUGGCAUUAUUAUGUAUACAAGCUGUGGACGAUCAAUCAAGGUCCCUCCUGGUAUCUCAGAUAUCGCGAGCGACCGGGGUUUUGACUUUGAAACAGUCCGUAUUCGCCCCGAAGGUGGCAAGAUCGUUGGGAUAUGCGGUCAAUUGAGCCGCAGCAAAUUUCUCCGGAAUAUUGGCUUGCUCGUAGCACCGGACAAGUGA